CACAACUAAACGUUCACGACAAUUGGGCUCUUCACGACGACUAUUCUGCUCGUGGCUGUUCUCUGAGCAACAGAACCCGUGUCCUUCGAAACGCUCAUGCGGGUCACAAGCACUGAUUGGAACUGAUGAAACUUGUUAUAACGCUCAAAAGGGAGCUGCGCAGGUCCAUCGUUUCUCAUCCUUUUUUCUUCCGCUAUCAACUCGCGGGCUCGGGUCAUUAAUACUUCUUUUCUCCCUUAGACUGCAGGCAGUCUGCCGUUUUCAUUGAUUUGUAAAUUCGCUUUCUAGAUUGUUAUGUUUGCUUCAGCUGGCCUCACGACCUUUUUAUUCCUUCUGCUGUCCCAAGAUGCAUCAGGCGCACCAACAACAUCAACAGCUGUCGUAGGGCGGAGCAUACCUAUCCGCAGGCUCAACCAUUUAUCUCAGAAUUUCACGCUGGUGGCUCAGCGAGCAAAAAAUCAAAGAGAUAUACUUGCUGUGAAGUACGGCGGUCAGUCGCUUCAGCAGAGGGGCACUGGGUAUAACCUCAUCGUCAAUCAGGGGACUGAUACAGGCUACUACGGGACCAUAGCAAUCGGGACGCCGCCAGUGUCUUAUGAUGUGAUUCUUGACACUGGUUCAUCCGAUCUCUGGCUGACUAGUUCUACUUGCGGAGUAAGCUGCGGAACCAGCCCUACAUAUGAUCCCACGAAAUCGUCUACUUUCCAAAACCUUUCGACACCGUUUGAGAUUCAAUAUGGCUCGGGCGCAGUGGCUGGUUAUGUUGCUGAGGAGACUGUCCAGAUGGCUGGUUUCUCUGUAGCAAAACAAGGCUUUGGUGUUGUCGAUGCUCUUUCGUCGAACUUUAACACGAACCCUGUAUCGGGGAUAAUGGGUCUUGCUUGGAGUUCACUUUCUUCUACGCAACAGACGCCCUUCUGGCAAACUCUGGCUAGCGAUGGAAGUUGGGAUUCUGCAUUAUUCGGAGUGCAGCUCACACGCUAUGGCAAUGUGUCUGGUGCAGCUCAAAACGAGCCAGGAGGUGUUAUUGACAUGGGUUAUACCAACAGCAGUCUCUACACGGGAUCAAUUGAAUAUCACAAUCUUAUUGGAACACCGCAAUACUGGGAGAUUAACAUGACCACGUUGACUGUACAGGGAAAGUCCAUUGAUAUCGCAGGGAUCUCGACUGCUAUCAUCGACACCGGAACCACAAACAUUGCAGGUCCCGCCAGUGCCAUUGCGAGUAUCUACGCACAAAUCCCUGGAUCACAAGCAGGAACGGGCCAAUUACAGGGAUAUUAUACUUAUCCCUGCAGCACGACGGUGAAUGUACAGUUCAACUUUGGUGGUAACACUUGGUCUAUGAGCUCUGUGGACUUCACGCACUCCCAGGUCAGCACCACGGAGUGCAUUGGGGCUUUUUUCAUCUCCUCGAUCGGCCAAGGGGGUCCUUCUUGGGUUAUCGGCGACGCAUUCCUUAAAAAUGUUUACUCUGUUUUCAAGUACAGUCCUGCCUCUGUUGGUUUUGCUGCGCUAUCAGAGACUGCUAUCGCUCAGAAUGGUGUCAAAGCUGCUGUACCAUCCCCGACAAUCGGCGCUGUGACGACUGCCACAAACACUGGUGUUGCAUCAAGUGCUACGUUAGGUGCCGUGUCAAGUGGUCCUUUCAGUAUAUUGCUCUGUUUCUGGCUGGCUUCUACAUCGAUAGCUCUUUUGUUCUGGUAAUUUUUGCUGAUACAGACAUUCUGACAUGAUUAUACAUUCAUUACAAAGUACUGGGUUUCUAAUUAUGUUAAUACGGACAUUUCACAUGGUCAUACA
Molecule: messenger RNA, 1803 nt
Organism: Suillus plorans
Lineage: Eukaryota; Fungi; Basidiomycota; Agaricomycetes; Boletales; Suillaceae
Product: aspartic peptidase domain-containing protein
Exons: 10
Coding region: 295-1707 (470 amino acids)
Biological process (GO): proteolysis
Molecular function (GO): aspartic-type endopeptidase activity
Source: RefSeq, a predicted model, not a curated record